AUGUUGCGAGCUCAAGUUCAUCGAGACGCAGACAUUGAGAUACAGGAAGACAUUAUUACGACGAUUGAAGCUCCAUUAUCAUCGAUUACUAAUCAUCAAAAAAAAGAGGAAAUACUAGCUCGAAAAGAAGAAGAAUUUCUAUGGUUAUUGGUCUUGGCAGCUGUGGCCGAAUGCGUAACCACGUGUUUCAUGCCAAGGUAUACUGUGCACAAUUGGAAGUUAAGUGUUGAUGGUACGGCAUUAAAUUGGAUCGGAUCAUUCUUAGAUGGAUUAUCAUGUGGAUAUGAAGAGUUUAUGGUGAAUGAUCGAGAGAUGUCGCUUGCCUCGUUGCAGUUCCGAUCCGCGUUUUUAGGGGUCUUUACGUCAUAUUCGUUCAUGAUUGACCAUGCCGGAGAUUUGAGCAAUAGUAGCUUUGCAGCGGGACCACUAUAUGUCUGUGCGUCGAUUGGAGGAGGCUGUGGGUGCUUCUACUUAGGUAAACAAGCGGCAACGGCUCUGUGGACGCACCCGGUGGCUGCUAAGGUGAGUCAAAUGUUAGGUACUGUCAAGAAUAAACCGACAUUGCUGGUGAGUUUGAUCACUUUUGUUGGUGUGACGAUGCUGAGAGCAGCACUAGGAGCACAUGGAUUCGUUCGGGACCCGAACGACCCACAUUUUAUCGGACCACUGCACGUAGCAGACGGCGAAGAGCUGAUGCUUGGAAUGUUAAUGUCGUGCAGUGCCGUAUUACUAUCAAACUACAUCUGCGAGUUCUUCCCGCGACAACCGUCGCAAUUGCGCACUGCUAGAUCAAUUAGUGGCGGUCCUUUCAUCGAUUGGGGUUGUCUUUGUUGCAACCUUCUAGCUUCAGUCCUUGCGGGGUUUACGUACCAGCUGAGCAGAAUUUCACAGAUAGGAGUGACGAACAACCUCCUCGCGCUCAAAUUUGUGAGCUCUUUCUGUGGAUCCUUGUCAGCAUUUUCAGGGGCAGUAAGCAUCAUUUCGCGGCUAUGGCUUGCUGGCAAUCGGCAUUCUGCAAUGUGGAACCUUUCCUUACAGCUGCUUGUGGGGCUAGUAUGUGUACCGUACCUAUACAAACAUGACGCUACAUAA
Molecule: messenger RNA, 1092 nt
Organism: Peronospora belbahrii
Lineage: Eukaryota; Oomycota; Peronosporomycetes; Peronosporales; Peronosporaceae
Source: the annotation of a GenBank genome assembly